GUCACCGGAUACUUUCGUUUCCGACUGGGGAUGGAGUCCGCGGAGCUGAGCUGUUAGAACGGCGCUCCAUUGGUUUAAAUCAUCAGGGGAUUUGUUUGCUAUUUCGUUUCAUUUGCAUUAAAACUGAAGUUCUCCCUGAAAGCACAAACGAUUUUUUACCUCAAUUGUGCCCACGAUGUCAGCUGUCCUACAAAUUAAAGCCCCAGUGCCUGUGCGAGGCUCUGGAGAUGGCAUGGAGACGGAUGUGGUGCCGAGUGCCCCGGAGGUCACCGCGGAAUCGCAGGCGGAGGUGGCCCCGCUCCAGCAUAGCCCCAAGACCACGCCUGUAGCUGUGCUCCGCCCAGGGGUGCUCCACCUCGGCAAGGUGGGUCGCGAGGCGUGUACGGAGGUGGAGGCCACACGUAUCCUGGUGCCCCAUGCUGCCAUCAGCAGAAGCACACGCGCCCAAGCACCACCUCCGGCCCCCGGCCUUGGGGAACAGGGUCCGCCGGAGUCCUGCAAGUCGGCUCCGGACUGGAAGGCCACUCUGGAGAAGCUGCAGAACUCGGAGCAUCGGCUUCUGCGGGACAAGGAGGGGCUGUCUAAUCAGCUGCGCGUUCAGACUGAGGUGAAUCGGGAGUUGAAGAAGCUGUUGGUGGCCUCGGUGGGGGACGACCUCCAGUACCACUUUGAGCGUCUAGCCCGGGAGAAAAACCAGCUAGUGCUGGAAAACGAGGCGCUGGGCCGGAGCCUGGCCCACACGGCCGAGCAGCUAGAGCGCAUGAGCAUCCAGUGCGACGUGUGGAGGAGCAAGUUCCUCGCUAGUCGGGUAAUGGCUGACGAACUGACCAAUGCGAGGGCGACCCUGCAGCGCCAGGCACGCCAGGCCCAGAGCGCCAUCCAGGAUCUGCUGUGCGAGAGGGAGGAGUUCUCUGCCCACAUGCUAACCACGCACAGGGCCCUGGAGCAGCUGCUCGUGUCGCUCCAGUGGGGCAGGCAGCAGACGUACUACCCCAGUGCCCAACCACUGAGCACCGGCGAGCUGGCGGCGUCCAAUAAGAAGCUCGCCGAGGCGGUGAAGUCACACCUGCUGGGGAACGUGGGCGGCAGCGGCCUGAAGACGACCCAGGCGUCUGAACUCUGCAGCUCCCCGGCAGAGAAGAUGGCUGAGAAGGUGUUGAGGUGUCUGGAUCCUAUACAGUGUUCUGAUGACCAGUGUAACUCCUCCUCCUCGACAUUUUUGUCCAAUAAGAAGAACAUUGGGCGGUUUCAUCCGUACACCCGCUAUGAGAACAUAACCUUUAACUGCUGUGAACGGUGCAGUGGAGAGCUGCUUGUGCUGUAGGUCACACGCUCUCACUUUUGCUUUGAAAACAGAAUUUCUGUGCUCUCCUAAGGAGAGUGAAGACUGCUGUGGGUGUUUAAAGUGAUCCUUUUAGAUGGAGUACAGAGGAGAACUUUCCAGACUUUUUAUCUUUUGAUAUGAUUGCAGGUGGUAAUGUUAGAUCCCUCAGUGUUAAAGGAAUGGUUUCUGUAAGCUGGUAAGCUUGAAACUGAAGUAUUUUUUGAGUGGAAUUAAAUGACUGACUUAUCAAUGGAUAGAUCCAUGGUACUAAGAAGUUAUCUGCAUAUGUAAAAAAAAAAAAAAGAGUAAAAUGAACAGUGCUGGGAUUUAUGCCUUUUUCCUGCCUUUUUUGUUUGUUCAUUGCAAGUUUUCUUUUCCCGUUUAAAAUGAGUUUUGAAAUUCUGCUGAUUUUCAAUCAGCGAUGGCCUUUCUGACGUGUUGACUGGCCACCUCUUGGUAGGAAAGGGCCUUCUGCCCCCUGUGACAAGCUGUAUGUCACUAGGGUGGAACUGGAAGCACCGUUGCCAUCUGAAUUAACCCCAAGAGUCGUAAAUAUUUGCUCCCAACUCUUUCUCGCUGCUGGUAUGUGGCUUAUUGAGUUGGGACGCUGCGCCUAUAGUCAAAUUAUUUCAAAUGGUUCAAAUCCCAAGAUGAGCAGAGUGAUUUCGGCUUGGGGGCCGAGAGGAUUUGCUCCAGGGUCUGUCUGAUCCUGCUCUCUCAAAAAAUGUAUGUCACUUUGGAUAAAAGCAUCUGCUAAAUAAUUAGAACUGUAAAUAAACAUGACAGUUUAAAGUCUUAGGAUGGGCUCUGUUUGCAUUUCCUAUGAGAAAAGUAUUUAAGACAAAUGGCUUCAGUAGAAAGAAACGGAUUGUAUAAAAGUGUUGAUCGAUGUACUGUAAGCAUUGGCAGUGUUAUGCAUUAAGGAAUCCUGCAGGCCAGAUUAAUAGUGAAACCUGUCUGUCUCUUGUGGUCUGGCCCACUAGAGAGACUGUUAAUUUAUAAAAAAUAUUUAUAGGUCUCUAAAUUUUUUCCUCUCCAAUCAUGAGCUGUGUGACCAAAUAAAAAUUGUGGCCUGAGUGAGUUUUAAAUGUGCUUGAGUGUCUGUAAAAAUAAUAAUAAAAAAAAAGUUUUAUAAAACUUG
Molecule: messenger RNA, 2465 nt
Organism: Paramormyrops kingsleyae
Lineage: Eukaryota; Metazoa; Chordata; Actinopteri; Osteoglossiformes; Mormyridae
Gene: blzf1
Product: basic leucine zipper nuclear factor 1
Biological process (GO): Golgi to plasma membrane protein transport; Golgi organization
Cellular component (GO): Golgi membrane
Source: RefSeq, a predicted model, not a curated record